GUGAGAAAUUUCAUCAUGGAGAAAGUCAAGGAGCAUCAAGAGUCUCUGGAUCUGAACCACCCUCGGGACUACAUUGACUGUUUCUUGAACAAGAUGGAGCAGGAGAAAGACAAUCCGGCAUCUGAAUUUAACUUGAGGAACUUGGCAGCUUGUGGAUCUAAUUUGUUUGUGGGGGGAACAGAGACAACGAGUAGCACCCUGAGAUUCGGGCUCCUGCUGCUAAUGAAACACCCUGCCGUGGAAGGUACAUCAAACACCCUAAGAGCCAUGGAAGGAUGGGGUCAGGGCCCUGGAGAGCGGAGGGGAGACACAGGCCGGUAUCUGCUGCUCUUUCUCUGGGAUGCCGUGCAGAACCCCAAGCAAAGGGCCGUUCACUGUGGUUUUAUUUUUAUAGAGCAGAAUCCCAUGAUGGUGUUGACAGGAUAG
This is a messenger RNA of Echinops telfairi (small Madagascar hedgehog), 426 nucleotides long. RefSeq names its product cytochrome P450 2C23-like. Gene Ontology annotation, molecular function: iron ion binding; oxidoreductase activity, acting on paired donors, with incorporation or reduction of molecular oxygen, reduced flavin or flavoprotein as one donor, and incorporation of one atom of oxygen; heme binding. The transcript is spliced from 2 exons. Gene Ontology annotation, biological process: xenobiotic metabolic process. Gene Ontology annotation, cellular component: intracellular membrane-bounded organelle; cytoplasm. Lineage: Eukaryota; Metazoa; Chordata; Mammalia; Afrosoricida; Tenrecidae. The coding region runs from base 16 to 426 and encodes 136 amino acids. The record is from RefSeq and is a predicted model, not a curated record.